AUGUCUACACGCCCGGUGGCUGUGCGACUGCUGCUGGCGGUAUCCCUCUGCCGUGGACGCUUUGCUGCCUAUGAGCAGCUGCUCCUGCGCGAUGAUGUGGCGGAUGACGUGUUGCUGCAACUGCAUCGCGUGUGUCUGUUCUUGCGCAAAUGCGACACUGCCCGCGCAGAAAAGGCCCUACACAAAAUUAUCGGUCAACAGAAGCAAAAUGUGUUUCGACUCAUGGCAAUUCGUCUCACCGUUGUCAUUCUCGCACGGGAGGGCCGCUCUGCCAAGGUGCCGAAAGCGCUCAAGAUUGGACUGGACAACGCGUGCAAACUCGAUGCCGUGCUUAGCGCUGACAACGACAAGUGGCACACACCCUACAAGCGCAAUAACAGUACCCCUGCCACUUCUGGUGGUGCUGGUGAUGUUGACGAUGGUGCCGGUGACGUUGGCCAGGUAUUGCGUGGCGUGUUGCGCAUUCCAACACUGCUGCCGUCACGCGAGAGGCCAGCCACUGUACAACGCCCCUCCGUUAUCGUGUGCACAUCAUCACCACCGCCACCACGAUCAGCAGCCACACCGCUGCCACCGCCACCACCAGCAUCUUCGUCACCCUCGUCAUCAUCGUCCCGAGCACAAUCCCCGACCGCGAGCACGCCAGCAGUGGCGAGCGUGUUUGACGGUGUGCACCUGCUUCUCCACCCAAGGGCAGCGGUGCGACGCGCGCACUUUGAACUGUGUGUGAUUGCAGCCCGGACACACGUGCACAGGAGCGAGUAUGCACAGGCGGCGGCCGCAUACAAGCGCGCGCUCGUGUGGUCGCUGCGCCCGCGACGCAAUCGCCGAAACAGCGGUGUACCAGACGGCGGUGGCAAUGGUGGUGGUGGUGGUGGUGGUGGUGGUGGGAUGGAUGUGUCUGUAUUACACACGCUGGUUGGAUGCCUGCGUUCACCGGCUGUGGCGGGCACGGACCGUGAUGAAGGCAGCAACGAUGGCGGUGAUGGCAGUCAUGAGCAACAGAGUACAAACGGACACGCAGAUACAACAACAACAGCAGCAGAAGCAGCAACAGCAACAUCGGUUGCAUCGACGACACCAGCAUCCCCAUCACUGACGACCCCAAUACAUGAGCAGCAGGUGCUGUGUGAGCUGCUGUGUUUGCUGCUGGUGCACGGGGACGCGACGGACGACGCAGCUGCUGUGGUGCGCACGCUGGCGAAGGAUGCUCUGCCACCCGCCAUUGCACAGACCGUGCUCGGUGGUGAUGGCGGCGGCGCAGUGCAGGCUGCAGGUAUGGGGUCUUCAGCUGUUCAUGGUCAGAAGGUGAUGGAUGUCGAGUUGCUGGAUGCCUUCACGGUGGCCCUGCUCGUGUGUUUGGCCCACUCGUGCACAGGCGACGAGCCUGGUGAUGGGGUCCAGCGUGCGCGCACGCGCGCAUUGUGCUGGGAGCUGUGCUGCGCGACGUUGUUGCAUCAAGCAGGUGUUGCACACAGCACACCGCUGCAGGCGACGGAGACACCAAACACGGGUACUCGGGCACACGGCACGUCGGCGAACGGCCAGCCGCAGCCGACGAAGCGUGCGAAGCGACAGCAGCACGGACCUGUGCAUGGGCAAGGCGCAGGUACAGCUGCUGCUACGUGGCCCUCUGCUGUGGUGCUGCCGCUGCUGGAACACGUGGUGGUAUCGUGGGCUGUCGAUCUUGUUGAGAGCGGGGAUGCAAAGCAGGCUGUGUUUCACUUGCAACGUGCAGGCCUCUACCUCUGCUCUCGCGGCACCAUCCCACCUUUGUUUGCAUCCGCCCUUGGGUUGUCUCAAGUCGCUGGUAAGUCUCUGUGUACAUUUAGUAGCGUCGUGAGUGCUGUCCUCAUGCCACACUUCUUCCUCGUCAACUCAUGCCUGCGCUCAACUGCUGCUGCUACUGCUGUGCUUGACGAUGCCGACAUUUCAUUCCAAAUACACUCGUACAACGACCUGCGUCUCUGGCCACAACUGAUGAGGAAGAGCGCGACUUGGUUCAAGAUUGACCCGCAUUGGAUGCCGCCAGAGUUUUGCAGAUCCCAAGAACGCGUCACAAACACGACCGAUGGCUGCUUCGUUCUGAAUCACGAUCGGCCGUCUGGGCGUCGCACAACUUACAACACAACAGAUGACCUCCUAUCUUUCUUUACCUCGCCCCUUGUCAAGAGCUACUUCUCCUCGGGCCCAGAGAAGCAUGUGGCCUUGUGCUUCAAGUGGGAUAAUGCUGUUGGACUCUGCAGCGACUUUCCGGCGGCAAAGCAUUGGCGCGCACUUGCAGAUGCGUUCUUCGACCGCGCGACACGCGUGAUUCGGGAGCAUGGAUUGAAUGUCACAUUUGUGUUGGACGGGGCCGGCACGCCCACGAAGCGGAGUUGUCUCAACAACAGGUGGACGCCGCUUGUUGCCACGUGGAUUGUCGGGCGUGACCCAGACUCGGCACUCACCAGCAACGCAACUUCCAACGGUGACUACCGCUACCAGGUCAACAACAUGCCAGCCGGGAACCCAGUCGCCGCAAACCUACAGACACUUCGAGCCAAGGACUAUGGCAAGUUCUUGAACACGUCCUACCCGUUCCUGUUCUGGGAGCCUGCAGCGCAGCAAGACAUUGUGGACGUUGUCUCCGCAUACAAGCAGGGACCAAUCACGCGUGCUGGCCUUCGUUUUGCAACAAACAUCGACCCGGUGCAAGUCAGCCUGUACGCAGCCUCCACAUCUACCUCAGCAACAACAGAAACUCGAACAGCACUUGGUGUGAAGGAUAACGUGGCUGCGACACAGACGACUUGGCCACGGACGGCCUCACGUCCUGCGUAUGCGUUUGGUGCGCGGAGUGAUCGCGUUGCAUCCAACACAUCGCAGGUGUGGACGGCACAUGGCCACGCCAUCGUACUUGCGCCGUCAUCAUUAGAAGCCUCAGCAGUAUCGUCACCAGAAGCAGCGGCGGCAUCAGCUGGUACAACACCAAAGGGCACCACGACGGACAAGCUCACGUAUUAUUGGACAGCCACAAACGGGUCGCUGGUGCCUCUGCCUCUCAUGGCUGGGCGCACCCUGCUGUCAGUCAGCGUUGACCCCAGCGACCACAGCCGCGUGUUGCUUGCAUGCACGGACACCCUGGUGAUGUACACCUUGGGUGAAGCGGGAGGUGUGGCAGCCAAGAACGGCACGGUGGUGAACUGGCCAGUGACUGGGCACGUGGCUGGGUUUGCGCCCAUCCAGAGCAAUGCAACAGCAGCAGCAGCAACAGCAACAGCAGCAGCAGCAACAGCAACAGCAACGACGGCGACAAUGACCUCAACAGCUAGUGCUGCAGCGCUGUCUGGGGUGGUUACUUAUCAUGACAACGGUCACGCCGACCGCACCCGCACUGGGGACGGAGAUGAUGUGCAGGGUGAUCAGCGCUUGUGCUUUGCAGUCGUGCGCGUGUCGCGGUACAGCAGUGCGGAUUCGCCGACCACUGCCAUCACGAGCAAGGCGUGCACUCCUCAGACUGUGGCGGCUGCUCGUGUCGCUACGGUUGCAGUCACAGGUGCCGAUGCUGCCAGGCUGUGCAGCCACACAAAUGACGUGCUGGUGCUCGCAUCAGCAAACGUCAGCACCACCCAUGUCAGCCUGUUGGCAGCAUGUCUUGAUACCUCCACGAACACCACAACCAUGCUCUUCAACACGCAAACCUUUGCCACAGGAACGUAUCCGUCACUUGAUUUGACGGUACACAACUCAACCGCGUACAUGGCACUCGUCGUUCAGGACGCGUUUUGUUGGAACACUGAGACCCACAACAAACAGCCGUACCCUGGUGCAUGCGACAACGAGCCAACACCAACCCAGUUUGCGCUGUCGUAUACCGUGUCGAGCGUGACGGAUCUGUGGCGCCGUGUGCAGGCGUAUGCUGGCAGCACCGUGGCCACACCGUGCACCUACGCAAGCGCCGAUCCGUCGCAGCAGCAGCAGCUUUCGACGUUCGUGCACGGCACGUUCGGCGCUGGCAAGCACCCUGAUGUUUCCGUUACCGUAGCAGGAGCGCGUGAUGGUCUGGCGACCAGCGAACCUGUGCUGCGACUGCAGACAGCGCAGAUGACGCUCACGCACAGUGAUCCCAUUUCGUCUGCGCUCAGCGAAUGCGGCGCGCCCAUUGUUGGUGCCACCACCGUGGUCCGAGAUGAUGAACAAGAGCUCUCUGACGCUCUCCUUCACACAUGGCUUCUCUAG
This is a messenger RNA of Salpingoeca rosetta, 4221 nucleotides long. RefSeq lists its product as uncharacterized. The transcript has 15 exons. Lineage: Eukaryota; Choanoflagellata; Craspedida; Salpingoecidae. Bases 1 to 4221 code for a protein of 1406 amino acids. The record is from RefSeq and is a predicted model, not a curated record.